UAGGGGGCACCACGCCCAGUCAUGUGUGUGUGUUACAUCUGUGUUAGCAAUAAAGAAGAAGUCACUUGUAAACAAACUAUCGUGUGUGUAGUCUGACUCGGCAUAAGCUCUAAUGGUGUACUGACACUACAGUGGAAAUAUAAUAUAAAUUGGCGACGAGUUGUGACGUCUAGAAGACUUGGCCGUCUACUGAGAAUGUACUGACUGCGUGGCCGAGUUUGGACGGAAAACGGACGAUCGCGUGGCGAAUUAGCAUCGGAGCUAGCUGCUAGCUGCUUUUUCUCCGACGAGUCAGAAACGACAGUGUUGGCUGUGGACAGCGGAUACAUCAUGGCUGGAAUGAUUGGGCAGAUGGACCCCUUUGAUGAUGCUGGUGAGCAAUGGGCAACGUAUAUUGAACGUUUUGAGCAUUACAUCCUUGCUAAUGACAUUCAGCCUGAGAAACGGGUCCCGGUGCUGCUGAGUGUGAUGGGUCCCAAGACGUACGGUCUUCUGCGUAAUCUGGUGGCUCCAAGCAAGCCUGGGACAAUGCAGUAUGACAAUAUUGUGGGUGUUUUGCAAGCUCAUUUUGCUCCCAAACCGCUGGUAAUAGCUGAGAGGUUCCGGUUCCACAAGAGGAAUCAGGGGGAAGAAGAAACGGUCGCACAGUAUGUGGCGGUGCUAAAAAGACUAUCAGAACAUUACGAGUUUGGUGCGUAUCUGGAAGAUGCUCUACGGGACAGAUUUGUGUGUGGAUUAAAGUGUGAAACUGUGCAGAAGCGUCUUUUGACUGAAAAGGAUCUCACGUUUCGCAAAGCAGUUGAUUAUGCCGUGUCGGCAGAGACAGCAACACGUGAGGUGCAGCAGUUAAGUGGUUCCCUUAAAGUGAAUGCGGUGCUGUCACAAAAAGGUGAUAAGUGCCGCCGCUGUGGGAAAAUGAAUCAUACUGAUGAUGACUGCUGGUACAAGGACCGUGACUGUCACCAGUGUGGGAGGAAGGGCCACACGAAACGCAUGUGUAAAGGUAGAACCAGAAGCAGCCAAGAUUGGAACAGGAAAGCGAAAGAGGGAAAACCUGAGCUGAAAGGCUAUGCAGUUAAAAACAGAGCAAAGGACAAAAAGAGGAGAAUUCAUCAUGUUGCUGCAGAGGAAAGUGGAAGUGAAGGAACCAGACCUGACACUGAUAGUGAGUUGGAGCUGUAUUCUUUGUCUCGAAAAGAGAAAUAUUCACGUAUCUCCCUAAUGCCUGUAGUUAAUGGGAAGAAAAUGGAGAUGGAGCUGGAUACAGGGGCUGCUGUGUCUUUGAUCCCAUGGGAACAGUACAAAAGUAUGCUGAGUCAGUUGCCGCUGCAACCCACUGACAUUAUGCUGAAAACAUACACUGGGGAGCCGCUGGCACCAGAAGGGGUCAUAAAGGUGCAAGUUGAGCUGAAUAAGCAGCGUGCUACACUACCCUUGUACGUGGUAAAGGUGGAUGCUCCACCACUGUUUGGUAGGGAGUGGCUGAGAGUUAUCAAGCUGAACUGGAAAGACUUAAAGAUGAUUCAUGCCAGAGAGCAGAGUGGGAAUGACAAUCUGGAGGCUGUGUUAAAGAAACACUCAGCCGUUUUCUCUAAGGAGCUGGGCACAAUGAAAGGCAUUAAAGCCAGAUUGACUCUUAGGCCUGAUAGUGUCCCCAAAUUCUGUCCACCACGUAACGUGCCUUAUGCUCUCCGCCCUCGGGUGGAGGCGGAACUGAAACGCCUGACUGAGCUUGGGGUGAUCACACCAGUGGAGCAUAGUGAUUGGGCUACGCCCGUGGUCCCUGUCAACAAGAAGGAUGGCUCAGUGAGACUCUGUGGUGAUUUCAAAGUCACUCUAAAUUCGCAGCUCUGUGUGGAUAAGUACCCACUUCCACGCAUUGAGGACCUAUUUGCUUCUCUAGCAGGAGGACAGCAUUUCAGUAAGCUACACUUAGCAAAUGCCUACCUACAGAUGGAGGUAGAAGAGGAGUCUAAGAAGCUACUGACUGUUUCGACACAAAAAGGGCUGUUCCGUUUCAAUCGCUUGCCUUUUGGAGUGGCGUCGUCACCUGCAUUGUUUCAGAAGGCUAUGGAUCAAGUGCUUCUCGGCCUACCAUACACCCAUUGUUAUCUGGAUGACAUCCUCGUCAGUGGUCCAGAUAAACAGACACAUCUGAGAACCCUUAAGGCAGUUUUGGGCAGGCUGGAGGACUAUGGCCUGCAUCUCAAACAGGAGAAGUGCCUGUUUUUCCAAGAAUCAGUGGAAUACCUGGGCCACAUAAUUGAUGCGGCAGGGUUACACAAAUCACCAGAAAAGGUGCGUGCCGUUAUGGAAGCUCCAGCACCAGCUGAUGUCAGCCAGUUACGUUCUUUUCUGGGAAUGCUCAACUAUUAUGGGCGUUUCAUACCUGAUUUAGCUACAGUCCUGAAGCCGUUGAAUGAGCUACUCAGUAAAGAGAAGAAAUGGCAGUGGACAUCAGCCUGUGAGUCAGCUUUCCAGAAAGCUAAAGAACAUCUGGCCUCACCAGAAAUACUCACCCACUACAAUCCUGAACUGCCUCUCCGUUUGGCAUGUGACGCUUCACCAUAUGGAGUUGGAGCCGUGCUCUCACAUGUCAUGCCUGAUGGCCAAGAACGGCCAAUUGCCUAUGCUUCACGAACCCUCAGCAAAGCAGAACGAAACUAUGCUCAGAUCGAGAGGGAGGCGUUGGCUAUUGUUUUUGGAGUGCGCAAGUUUCACCAGUAUCUCCAUGGUAACAAGUUCACCUUGCUCACUGAUCACCACCCACUGACCUCCAUUCUGAGUCCAGUGAAAGGUACACCAUCAAUGGCAGCUGCACGAAUGCAGCGUUGGGCGCUCCUUCUGUCAGCACAUAAUUAUACCUUGCAGUAUCGGAAGGGGGCACAUCACGCCAAUGCGGAUGGACUGUCACGUUUGCCUCUGCCCCUUGCACAGAAAGAGAAACAGGGAGCGGUGGAGGUCUUCUACGCAUCUCAACUGGACACAUUACCAGUCGGUGUUGCUGAGAUCAGACGUGACACCUUGUCUGAUGUCACAUUGUCUCGUGUCCUGGAAAUGGUAACAACUGGACGCUUUCCAGCAGCAAAGGACGCAGAUCAAGAGCUGUCACCUUAUCUGAUGCGCAGACAUGAACUCACAAUACAGCAGGGAUGCCUCAUGUGGGGCGUGAGGGUGGUAGUGCCACCUAAGCUGCGCUCUCAUGUUCUGAAAGAGCUCCACGCUGCACAUCCAGGGAUGGUGAGGAUGAAGAGCUUAGCUCGCAGCUAUGUUUGGUGGCCUGGGAUUGAUUCUCAAAUUGAGCUUCAAGCUAAAGCCUGCCACUCUUGUCAGCGUGUGCAAAAAGAGCCUGGGUUAGCACCUUUGCACCCUUGGCUGUGGCCUUCCUGUCCGUGGGAACGGAUCCAUGUGGAUUUUGCAGGUCCAUUUGAAGGUCACAUGUACCUGGUGGUGGUAGAUGCACAUUCCAAGUGGCCUGAAGUGCAUAUUAUGGAUAGCACCACAGCUGGUAAAACCAUACAAGUGCUGCGGGGUCUUUUUAGUCGCCAUGGCAUUCCUCACGUCCUGGUGAGUGAUAACGGACCGCAGUUCUGUUCUGAGGAAUUCAGGGUGUUCCUGAAAGCUAAUGGAGUUAAACACAUCCGCUCCGCGCCGUACCAUCCUGCCACUAAUGGUUUGGCUGAGCGUUUUGUGCAGACAUUCAAGCAUGCACUGAAAGCUUCCAGGGGUACAGCACCUGUGCAACAAUGCCUUGACACGUUCCUUUUGACAUAUCGCAACACUCCCCAUGCAACAACUAGAGAAACGCCAGCCAUAUUGUUCAUUGGACACAAGCUGCGCUCUCGACUGGAUUUUCUGAAGCCCAGUGUGGCCGGAGCAGUGCGUCGGGCACAAGAUGCUCAACAACAAUGCCGACAGCAACACUCCAGGGACAGACAGUUCACUCUGGGCGAACCUGUCCUGGUGCGUGAUUAUAGGAAGGGAGAGGACAAGUGGACGCACGGUGUCGUACUGGAGAAGACUGGGCCAGUGUCAUACAAGGUGAAUGUGGGAGCCCAAGGAGUGUGGAAACGUCAUGUAGAUCAGAUGCUGACGCGACCCGAGUCAGUAUCUCAGCAGGUCACAGUGGAUCCUCCGACAAGCUCUCAGAUGUCACCAGCCCAGAGUGGUAGUGACACCAUGCUUCACCCUUGUACAUCUCUGCAGGAAGAGACUGUUGAACAGGUUCUGGGGACCACCUCACCUCCAGAAACACUCCAGUCUCUUAAACCAUCACCGACUGACUGUACGCAGGUUACAGAGUCUGUAAGACGUUACCCAGUGAGAGUCACUAAGCCACCCGUUCGUUAUCGUGAUGGGUGAGCGUAUUAAGUAGUUCAGUGAGAAUGUUUGUGUUCAGAGAUA
Molecule: messenger RNA, 4404 nt
Organism: Oreochromis niloticus (Nile tilapia)
Lineage: Eukaryota; Metazoa; Chordata; Actinopteri; Cichliformes; Cichlidae
Exons: 1
Coding region: 331-4362 (1343 amino acids)
Biological process (GO): DNA integration
Molecular function (GO): zinc ion binding; nucleic acid binding
Source: RefSeq, a predicted model, not a curated record